UGAGCUUUUUUCAAAUUCUGACAGAUCCGUUGAGUUCAUGCGUAAGAAAUAAUAGCUCACUUUAAACAUUUCAAAGAAGUAUAAGGAUUCCGUCUGCCUGCUUCCUCAAAAUCGCAAUGGCUCCGCAAAGGUUCCGCCAGCCAUCUAUUCGACGGGACAUAAACACAGACAUAGCAGUAAUAUCUAACGCAGCAUCUACAGACUCAUCAGUGCCAAGAUUACGGCUGAUCGCAGCACACUGUUCGAUAAUAGAACGUUCGUUCAACUUACUAAGUUCAGCUAGAAACUUAAUUUGAACUGCGGAAUUAUACGUUAGUGUGGUGUAAAAAAGGCAGACUGCUCUCAAGGAGUGCAACUUUAAAUGGUAAACGGUAACGUUUUCUCACAAUUGCGGAGUCAUUUGUUUUCUGUAUGAUCUUUUCCAUGUUGAAAACACCUAUCAAGCAAGUUGUGUUGCGAGCCUCCUUGUACUAAAGAAAACUAACAGUGGACGCAAUGAGACUUGAUUCAUUCUACGUCUUGUUGGGAAGUGUUGCCUUGGUUGGCAUUUCGUUUGCUCAGGAAAUUGCACCCGUGUUGGUAGUAUUUCACGCACUAGAGUACAAUGGCGCUGAGCCGGUGUGGACGCCUCGAGCAAAAAUAUCGAUUAAUUCACUAUCACAGCACACUGCCAUGGCUGAGGCAAACCUGAUGACUCCAGAAGAUGAGGCCAAGCUUGAACGAGUAGUAAAGGGAGGUCGAUACCAAAUAAAAGUCGUUGACACGUCGACAGGUCAUCACAUCAUCGCAUGGUCUCCCCAUUACAAGCCUCUUUCACAGAGACUUAAGGUAUCGCUGGAUCUGUCAGGAUUUCUCGAGAGUGUUUCAUUUCUACCGCCCGAUGUUCAGGCAGGAUCAGGAAAGGUCACCGAAAGAGAUCGGUUUUUAAGCGUGCAAAUCGAUGUCAUGAAAGUUGCUCCGGCACCAGAGACUGCUACGUACAUUCAGCGACUGGAAAUUGAACGGCGCGAGAAAGAGAAGUCCCAAGGACAGGACAAUAGGAGCUUCCUAUCCAAAUACUGGAUGUACAUUGUGCCCAUCGUGAUAUUUAUGCUAAUUUCGGGGGCAUCUAACCCCGAAGGACAAUAAGUGCGUGGGGGUCGUAAUGUGUAGAUUAUACAUAUAGAAGAAAGAAAUACAUCUGUAUAUAUAAUAGGAAAUUAUCGGCUGACGGCAAUGUAGUGUCCCCUAGAGUGGUCUUUAGAGGGAAACCAAGCCCAUUUUGUUCUAGCCGAUACAGAGAUUUUAAAAAAGGCUAGUUGAGUAUGAUUUGACUGUUGCUGCUGCGGAAAGAAGGUUAGAAAUGUUUUAAGAUUUUUCAUGGGUAGAAACCCUAGUUUAUUUAUUUACCUGGUAUAAUAAAUACCUAGUCAAAUUACCGCUAAGCAACAAAUCUGUAUUCUUUGAUGAGCUACGCGUGGGGACUGCGUUCAAAGGUCGCUGGAUUUUGCUGUUCGUAUUGCACUAUUUCCUAUUUGUCAUUUAUGCCAUGGUCUUCAUAGUGCAGUUGAAUUAUAAAACUUCAGAAUAAAUUAAUAUUAGUGGUUGAUAUUCUGACAGUUUAAAGUAAAAAAAAACGUAGACGGCAACACGGAAUGCGAAUGUGAUCGAUGAAGGAUAAAUGUGUUUACAUAAAAGUGUAAUGCCGUGUCUUACAUGAGUAUUAAUCAUAAUAACAAAGCCGCUGAAGGAAUCGACUAUACAGACGUCGUAAGUAGUUCGAUUCAGGAAUUGAAUUUUAUGGAUCUCGAAAGAUCUAAAUUAUCAUAAUGCUGGUUAAACCAUGAGUCGCAACGGCACUCAAUUUAUUCAGAGCGAUAUACUACGUAAUUGGUAAAAUUUGUCACUGAUAAAUUUUAGGACUGAAGAAUAACUUAUCAUUUGUUUUUUGCACCUACGAGUGUUAACGAUUUUCUGUAAAGCGAAUGAUACAUAUCCAUCAUCAUGAGAUUCAUCAAAAAAACUAUAUAAAUACCAUUCUAUCAAUUACAUUAAACUUUGCCUUUUAGGCAGCCAGAUUAAUAUCCUUGGUGAUUCUCUGUACAUUUAUUUGAUUCUACUACAAUAGAAAUUUCGCCAGUUUUAAUUCACUUAGCUUGACAUACGAAUACGUUCUGCCAAGUUUAAAGCGUAUGGGCUAGAUGUUAAUAGAUAAGCUACCUUUGACAUUAAAUGUACACAUAUUGAAUCUGUCAGAAAUGUCAAUAGGAAAUUAAAUACAGACAUUAUUUGCACUUGACAUCUAUAGGGUGCAUAUGUGCGUAUAGGCCGGGGUAUUAUUUGGCAAGUUCAUCAUAUACGAAGAGUAACAGUGUCAAAGAUUUUAAAUGAGAUCAUUCUUCGUUUUCGAGCAUCUUACGAGGAGUUCACGUUGAGGUUGCAUCCGUCACCUAAAAAAAGACUCAGAACGUCAAGACACGAAGUAUUGUGGGUGCAUUAUAUGAUGUAUCACGGCGAAUAUACAUGAACGCAUACUGAAAUCAAAGCAGGAAACAGGUUCAGCUUAUGUAUAAACACUACAUUCUAGAACGAAAUUUUUGUCCAGUAAUUCUAUAAAAUUGAUGCAAAUAUUGUAACUUCUGAUGGUAUAUAAAUUGCUCAAUUUCUACUAACAAAAUAUUAGAGGUCGGUUUUUCUCUUCUAACGAACUUUUUCUUUACGCUGCUUGUGAAAUCGACUAGGGCAUAGAUUAAGAUUUAAGAUUCUCGGUGCUUCAGGUGACUCAGUCUAGGUAAUCUUGGUCAUUUCAACAUCUUAAGAUAACUGUAAAAUUCCUCUCGUUUGGCCUGUAUAACUGUGAUUUAUAUGCCAAAAGAGCGUCUCAAUUUGAGCUCUCAAAGUUUGAAAAUAAUUUAACGUUGCUUCCAAAGAAUUGUAUGUAUUUUCGCUGGUGAUAUUUAUCUCGCCGAGGAAGAUGCCUGCUUUGACGGUUGCCAAAAACAAGUCAUCCUAAUAACGGUUCAAGGAAACAAUCACACGAUUUGAACUACGAACGUCACAAAGACGUCAGCUGAAUGCCAAUUCCUUGAUUAACACGCGUUUCCCGUGACGUUGGUCAGCGGUCGAUUAUAUUCACCUGCGUUUGUGACGAUUCGCCGUUGUCAUGCGAUACACUUGCAAAUGCAUUCGACACAAUGACAAAUCUCUAAAACAAUAUAACG
Messenger RNA from Varroa destructor (honeybee mite), 3200 nucleotides. RefSeq names its product ER membrane protein complex subunit 10 (gene EMC10). NCBI's taxonomy places the organism in Eukaryota, Metazoa, Arthropoda, Arachnida, Mesostigmata, Varroidae. Gene Ontology annotation, cellular component: EMC complex. The record is from RefSeq and is a predicted model, not a curated record.